GUUUAAUACAAUCACGUAUUUUUUCAAACUAUUGAUAAGGUUUCUUUGAGCAACCAUGUCCGACGAACAAACUCCAAUUGUUUGUGAUAAUGGAUCUGGAAUGGUGAAAGCCGGUUUUGCUGGUGAUGACGCCCCACGCCAUGUAUUUCCGUCCAUCAUCGGCCGCCCUAAAACUCAGCAGGCUUUAAUGGGAAAUAUCAACAAGCAGGUUUAUGUUGGUGAUGAAGCACAGGUGAAGCGUGGUGUUCUUUCUCUCAAAUAUCCUAUCGAACAUGGUAUCGUGACUAACUGGGAUGAUAUGGAAAAGAUUUGGCAUCAUACCUUCUAUAAUGAACUCCGUGUGAAUCCUGAACAAUAUAACAUUCUUCUUACCGAGGCACCGAUGAAUCCUAAGCAGAAUCGUGAAAAAAUGACCCAAAUUAUGUUUGAAACCUUCAAUGUGCCGGCGAUGUAUGUAAGUAUUCAGGCAGUCCUUUCACUGUACUCGUCUGGUCGCACUACUGGUAUUGUGCUCGAUGCAGGUGAUGGAGUCACCCAUACAGUUCCCAUUUAUGAAGGAUAUUCAUUGCCACACGCCAUUCGUCGAGUGGAUAUGGCUGGGCGUGAUCUUACGGAAUAUCUUAUGAAGCUGUUGACCGAAAUUGGUAUGACUUUCAUGACGACUGCUGAAAAAGAAAUUGUGCGAAACAUAAAGGAGCAGCUUUGUUAUGUUGCAUUAGAUUUCGAAGAAGAGAUGACCAGCAGUGCCAAGUCAGCAAAUUUGGAAGCGUAUGAGCUACCUGACGGCUCGAUGAUCCAUAUAGGUAAUCAGCGCUUCCGUUGCCCGGAAUCUUUGUUCAAGCCGUCCUUGAUUGGGCUUGAUGAGGUCCCUGGCUUUCCUGAUAUGAUAUGUCAAUCUAUUAACAAGUGUGAUAUUGAUGUACGACGCGAUUUGUAUGGCAAUAUUGUUCUUUCUGGUGGCUCAACAAUGUUCCGAAAUCUGCCGGAGCGGCUGAGCAAAGAGGUCACGAAUCUUGCGCAAUCCUCUAUUAAACUGAAGGUUGUGGCACCACCGGAACGCAAAUACAGCGUAUGGAUUGGCGGAUCAAUUUUGUCAUCUUUGACUACAUUCCAAUCAAUGUGGAUUACAAAGGCAGAAUACGAUGAAGCUGGGCCAUCUAUCGUGCAUAAUAAAUGCUUCUAAAACUUUAUUUAUGUGCAGAUGCUUUUAUAUCUUCCGGUUUAUUUAGUUAUUUUUAUUAUGCUUUAUUUUAUAGUUGAUUAUUUUAAACUUCUUUGUACUAUAUCAGCGAAAUAUUAUUAAUUAUUUUAACCGUAAAAAUAUGCCUUAGCGGCCAAAUGAUUAUUUAUUCGAUGAUAUUAUACGGCUGAAGUGAUCCUUCCUUUGUUUUUCAUAGUUUUCCGACCAAGUUUAUGACUUUCGAUUGCGGUUUGACAAAAAAACCAAAGGAUAUUCAUGAUUUUUUUCAAAAAGUAGUAGUAUAGCACUACAAGAAGAAAUUUGUUAUUCAUGGUGUAAUAGGCAUAAAGAAAUGUUAUCAAUCAUUUUCCAAUAUAUAUAUUUAUAUAUAUAUAGAAGUGUAUGUAUGUGCGUGCGUGUGUGUGGUAAAGUUCAGAUUAACAUGUUUUAGUAUAGAAAAUUUGAGAAU
Messenger RNA from Phytomonas sp. EM1, 1649 nucleotides. Lineage: Eukaryota; Euglenozoa; Kinetoplastea; Trypanosomatida; Trypanosomatidae. The record is from the annotation of a GenBank genome assembly.